GCGCCCUGAGUGACGUCAGGAGCAGAGGCCGGAGCUGUCCAUCAGCACCAAAGGCCGCCGGCGGGCUCAGGGCAUGGGGCCGCGGCUCUGGGGCAGCCCGAGCCCCUGCUCCUGCUCCUUCUCCUUCCCCGGGCCCGGCCCGAGUCCCCGGACGCCGCGGGACUGGAGUGCCAGCCGGUGUUGGAGGUGGAGUGGCGACGCCGUCGCACAGACACCGGUCUCUCCGGCCCAGCAGCCCCGUUCUCUGCACGGAGGACUUUCCCCGGACCCCAGUCAGUCCAAGCCUCUGGCGUCACGCAAUCCCGGGUUCUCUGGCCCCUGCACAGCCUCUUUUGCUCGGGAGCUCAGGUCGCCUCCACCACAGGGAUGCUUCGAGAGCUGCCCGGUGUGGGCACCAUUCCUUUGUCCACUGUGCCCUUGUUGAGUUCUCCCACUCCCAUUCUUAUCCAGCACUAUGCCAGGCACUAUGGAAACUCUGCGGUUCCAGCUGCUGCCCCCUGAGCCAGAUGAUGCCUUCUGGGGUGCACCUUGUGAACAGCCCCUGGAGCGCAGGUACCAGGCACUUCCGGCCCUCGUCUGCAUCAUGUGCUGUUUGUUUGGAGUCGUCUACUGCUUCUUUGGUUACCGCUGCUUCAAGGCAGUGCUCUUCCUCACUGGGUUGCUGUUUGGCUCAGUGGUCAUCUUCCUCCUGUGCUACCGAGAGCGGGUUCUGGAGACACAGCUGAGUGCUGGGGCAAGUGCAGGCAUUGCACUGAGCAUUGGGCUGCUCUGUGGGCUGGUGGCCAUGCUGGUACGCAGCGUAGGCCUCUUCCUGGUGGGGCUGCUGCUUGGGCUGCUGCUCGCUGCUGCUGCCCUGCUGGGCUCGGCACCCUAUUACCAGCCUGGCUCUGUAUGGGGCCCGCUGGGGCUGUUGCUGGGAGGCGGCCUGCUCUGCGCCCUGCUCACACUGCGCUGGCCCCGUCCACUCACCACCCUGGCCACUGCUGUGACGGGUGCUGCACUCAUCGCCACUGCUGCAGACUAUUUUGCCGAACUGCUACUGCUGGGACGCUAUGUGGUGGAGCGACUGCGGGCCGCCCCUGUGCCUCCCCUCUGCUGGCGGAGCUGGGCCCUGCUGGCACUCUGGCCCCUGCUUAGCCUGAUGGGCGUUCUGGUGCAGUGGAGGGUGACAGCCGAGAGGGACUCCCAUACAGAAGUGGUCAUCAGCCGGCAGCGACGGCGUGUGCAGCUGAUGAGGAUCCGGCAGCAGGAAGAGCGCAAGGAGAAGCGACGGAAAAAGAGACCCCCUCGGGCUCCCCCGAGAGGUCCUCGGGCACCUCCAAGGCCUGGGCCCCCUGAUCCUGCUUAUCGACGCAGGCCAGUGCCCAUCAAACGUUUCAAUGGAGAUGUCCUUUCCCCGAGCUAUAUCCAGAGCUUCCGGGAUCGGCAGACUGGGAGCUCACUGAGCUCCUUUAUGGCCUCACCUACAGACACAGACUAUGAGUAUGGGUCCAGGGGGCCACUGACAGCCUGCUCAGGCCCCCCUGUGAGGGUAUAGCUGUGUUCCUGCUGUCUAGACUGUAGUCGCCAGCUCUGCCAGCAUGAAGAGGCCUGCCAGGCCUGUGGCUUUUGGCUCUCUCUCUCCCCUCCUUGGAGAGGACAGGCCAGCCACCAGAAGGGAGGCUGUGUCUCAGGCUAGCUCUGAGGAGAUGCUCCCAUCUAAACUCUGGAGGGACUUGGGGUGUGAGCCCUACUGGGUUGUGCUCAGGGUUGUGUGUUGCCCAUUUAUAUGUGUGUAUGUGUGUGUGUGCGUGUGUGUGUGUGCAUGUGUGUGUGUGUGUGUGUGUG
This is a messenger RNA of Nannospalax galili (Upper Galilee mountains blind mole rat), 1827 nucleotides long. It is a transcript of the gene Tmem198, whose product is annotated as transmembrane protein 198. The coding region runs from base 455 to 1537 and encodes 360 amino acids. NCBI's taxonomy places the organism in Eukaryota, Metazoa, Chordata, Mammalia, Rodentia, Spalacidae. The record is from RefSeq and is a predicted model, not a curated record. Gene Ontology annotation, biological process: positive regulation of canonical Wnt signaling pathway. Gene Ontology annotation, cellular component: cytoplasmic vesicle; plasma membrane. The transcript has 6 exons.